AUGCUUGACGACAUCUUUAUCGUGAGUAUCCGCGGUUCCUUGAGCGAGAAAGAGAUGAUUCGAGCCGUCGAGGUAUCGGAUGACUUGCAAUGGCUGGCAGAAGGAACGAACGCCCGCUUAUGGGACCCCAUUUACAUGGAGCGUAUCGUUCCUGUUCGUGUCCCGCACUCCCUCGUCGGCGCUUGGGAUCCCGAUCCCAACGACCUCCGCUGGAUCUAUCGUGACACUUCAUCUGCGGCGUCCGACAAGUCGGCCUCCCAGGAGGACGAAGGAUACCGGGCCGCGCGAUACAUAACCUGGGCGAUUGAGUCCAUCAAGGCCAGGGCGUUAGACAAACAAGUCUAUGCCGCGAAUACAAACUACCUCAUCAGCAUUCUCACGUCCGCAGGCCAUCUCAGUGCAACGUUCGACACACUCGCUGAUCACGCAGUUCCCAACGAUGCUGGGCUCAACCCCCGCCAACAGAUCUGGCACGUUCACCGCGACUCGUCCCUCUCGAGCUUCCACCGCGGCGAGGCUGGCUACGCGGGCGACCUCGGCGUCGAGAUAUCCAGCCCAAUUCUCCAGGACCGUCCCGCGGACUUUGAAAAGAUCUUUGACGUGCUCUGCGGCGGCGUCCGGCCGAUGCUUGACCCUAGCUGCGGCUUCCAUGUGCACGUCGGUAAUAUCCGUGGGUUCUCUCUCCGCAGCCUCAAGAAGAUUGCCACCCUCGUUCGGAUUUCGGAGCUUGUUCUCUACAGUCUUGUCGAACGCUUGCGGGAAGCAAACGACAUGACCGUGCCUCUCGGCAAAGACUCGACCUUAGCCUGCACCGAGGACCUGCCAGAGUACACUACCGACUUUGUUCUGCAGAGCCCGAAUAGCAAAGGCGCCCAGAUGGGAGCGAUGAGGUUGUCAAACGAGAUCGAAGCGCACGUACCCAAGGACAGCAUCCCUCAAGUAUCCAAGACGAGAUUCCCCAAAUCUGCCGGCAUCUCCUUCCUCUCCAUCCGACGAAUCAUCGAGAAGCAGUCUGGCGAAGAGGAGCCGAGUUAUGAGGGCACGGUUAAGUUCCGGAUGCUCGAGGGGACGCUGGAUCCAGAGCUGAUUGCGCAUUGGACGAAGCUAGUGCUGAGAAUCCUGGAGCGGGGAACGGACACUGAGCCGGUUGAAUAUUUUUGCGCGAUGGAAAACAUCCUCAAAAAUACUAUUGGAAAGGUGUAGGGUAGGAGGGACCUAUGCGGUGCGGUGAUCUAAGGAGAAACACCAACAACCCCUAAGGCAACACAAGAU
This is a messenger RNA of Colletotrichum navitas, 1272 nucleotides long. RefSeq lists its product as uncharacterized. Bases 1 to 1203 code for a protein of 400 amino acids. The transcript is spliced from 4 exons. The record is from RefSeq and is a predicted model, not a curated record. Lineage: Eukaryota; Fungi; Ascomycota; Sordariomycetes; Glomerellales; Glomerellaceae.